Messenger RNA from Micromonas commoda, 2868 nucleotides. RefSeq names its product glycosylphosphatidylinositol ethanolamine phosphate transferase (gene PIGO). Gene Ontology annotation, biological process: GPI anchor biosynthetic process. Gene Ontology annotation, molecular function: mannose-ethanolamine phosphotransferase activity. NCBI's taxonomy places the organism in Eukaryota, Viridiplantae, Chlorophyta, Mamiellophyceae, Mamiellales, Mamiellaceae. The transcript has a single exon. The coding region runs from base 1 to 2868 and encodes 955 amino acids. The record is from RefSeq and is a predicted model, not a curated record. Gene Ontology annotation, cellular component: endoplasmic reticulum membrane.
AUGCUGCGAACUGACCUCUCUUCAGGAACGUUUGGUGGCGUUCGCUUUCCGUUAUUCGUGUUCCUUGUACUUCUGGCAGUCGGCAAAACUCUCGCUCUGCUAAUUUAUGGCUCAGGAUUCUAUUUAACGCGAAUGCAGCUUCUCAACGCAAACACGUGCGAUUUUCAGCGCAACGCUUCACAAGAGUUCCGAUACAAUCAAGCUCUGACUCCAUAUGACCUUUCACCAGGCGAUGCGGAGUGCUGGACUGAAACUAGGGUUGACAAAGUUGUCUUGAUGAUCAUCGAUGGCGCUCGCUUUGACUUCGCAGCUGCUUCUUUCAACAGCAAAGAAAACGUGUGGUCCGGAAAUUCGCCUUUGAGUUCAAUUGCAGAGACUGUACAGAAGUACCCAGAAACAACUGAGUUGUACCGCUUUGUAGCCGAUCCACCGACCACAACGCAACAACGUCUCAAAAGUAUUUUGACAGGUGGUCUACCUACAUUUUUGGAAAUAAGCAAGAGUUUCGGCGCUGCCAAACUCGUAGAAGACAACCUCAUAUCACAAGCAGCGGCGGCUGGUCGUCGAAUAUCUUUUUCUGGAGAUGACACCUGGCUUGAACUUUUUCACCACGUCCACUUCGCCGCAAGUGUCGAUGCGCAUCCAUCCUUCAACGUGCGGGAUCUUGAUAGCGUUGAUCAAGGAGUAAGGCGGCAUCUUCUGACAGCGCUUGAUAAUCCUGACGACUGGGAUAUUCUAAUAGGUCAUUUUCUUGGUGUUGAUCAUGCGGGGCAUACAUAUGGAGUGGAGAGUCAGGCAAUGAUAAAAAAGUUGCAGGAAAACGAUGCAGACAUAAAAGCAAUUUCGUCGGCAAUGCGUGCAGACUCAGCGUUUGAUAAUGCACUGCUUAUUGUCAUGGGGGAUCACGGAAUGACACUUCAUGGCGAUCAUGGUGGUGGUACAUCUGCAGAAACUGACUCUUUUCUUCUUAUCCAUCAACCUCGCGCAUCGUCCCUGCAGGAAGUAACACAACACAAGAAUAGCUCGAAGGCACUCAGCAACCUAGAUUUGAAAACGAUGUCCCAGAUCGAUUUUGCACCAACGCUUUCGACUAUUCUAGACAUACCAAUUCCAUAUGGUAGUCUUGGUGCCAUUCAGAGGAGAUUCUUGGAAGUAGCAAGUACCCUUGAUCCUCGCAAAGAAACACAUGCUUUACACAUGAAUAAUCAAGUUAUCGAGGAAUGGUAUCUUCGCGCUCUGAGGGGUGCGACGAUGCAGGUCUGGCGUUAUUUGAAUGCAUACGUAAUCGAGGCAGGGAAUCCUUUCUCUGUUGACGACUGGUCCAGGUUGCAGGACCUUUACAAUUCGUCACAGAGCUUAACAGCAUCAGAUGGUGAUCGCGUGCAGAUGUUGGAAGGAUUUCUGUCCAUCGCAGCAGAAACGUCGCGAGAACGAUGGAUUCAAUUUAGCAUCAGGAAAAUGGCCGUAGGUGUUGUUCUCCUCAUAUGCUUACUGGCAAUUUGUGCCAUGUCAAAAUUAUUAUUCCUUUGCGAAGAUGCUGUGGUUGAUGCGCGUUGGAAAUCAAUCUUAAGUCGAAUCAACGCUAUACACAACAUGUUUGAGAGUCGAGCGGUUCACAUGGAAAUGAUAUUUCUUCUGAUCGUCGCUGGUUUAAUAUCUGGAUAUCGAGUCUCAAACAGUUUUAUCACUGCCGAGGCCGAUGUGGCUCAUUUUAUAGUGGCUUCAUUUGCACUGUUCUUCAGUGUUUUCCGAAUCUCAUUCUUACGCCGAGCUCUGAGGUCUCAGAUAAGGUCUGACGCAGCGCUACAAUCAGGCCUCGGCGCAGCACUACUAACAUGCAACACGGGCUGUCAAUUACUCGGCGCCACGUGGCUGAAGCAUGCUGACCACGGCGCCUCGAGGCAUGUUUUACCAAUGACCUUAUCGUUCCUUUCGAGGACUAUAAUAUUCUGUGCACAUGGAGCACUGCCAUGGAUUUGCCACCGAGCCAUGAUUCAGGGAAACGCAAAUGGUCAACGAGCAUGUAUUACUUUGGCUUCGGCAUCACUUGGCUUGCUCACGUUCAAGCAUGGAACUUGUUUUUCCGUCCUAUUGCGCCUUGUAGGUGUUGGGACUCUUGGUCCAUCCGUGUCACCUGAGCUUUUUCUGCCUUGGGUAACGUAUAUCGCAUCGUCUAUUGCUUUCAUCGUGCCAGUCGGCUUUGGCAAAAGAAGCUUGAAUCGGUAUAAGAUUCAGAUCGAUACACAUGGUACUAUGUGGUCGCUACUAAGCAUAUUUGUACUCUCAUUCGGGGAGCGCGGUUCGUUAUGGGGCGUGCUCUCAAUUACGCAAUCUGCCGCCGUAUUGUACUCCAGCUCACCGGGGUCAGCUGCUGUCAACUAUUAUAAUUUUAGGGAGAUGACUCUCGCGCUCACAUGGCACGUGCUUGCUUUGCAGUGUUUCUUUGCAGGGGGGCAUCACUGCACAUUUGAUAGUUUACAUCUCACGUGUGCGUUCAUCGGGCUCAAUAACUUUCAUUUCGUCAUCAUGGGAAUCCUACUCUCUUCAAACACUUGGUCUGGGGAAGCAUUGAUUUCUGGACAAAUUCCCACGGUCGUUGUCUCGUGCUUGAACUCACGAAGGGUUGAUGAAGAACACCUCACAAAGGUUCUUCGGAACGCACUCUCUCGUUUUGUGUUAUCAUAUGCUGUUUGCCGACUGGUCACAAUUGUUGUAAUAUCAGGGUUUGUGGGUGCUGAGCGCGGCCACCUGAUGGUUUGGGCCGUGUUCGCCCCAAAAUUCGCUUUUGACGCAGCUGGCCAAUUAUUCGGAGAUGCAUGGCUCAUUUUUGGUGUACUCAUAUGUGUCAGACAUCUGCAUACUGAAUAA